Messenger RNA from Coregonus clupeaformis (lake whitefish), 3003 nucleotides. Its product is annotated as gamma-2-syntrophin-like. The transcript is spliced from 16 exons. Gene Ontology annotation, molecular function: protein binding; structural molecule activity. Gene Ontology annotation, cellular component: intracellular anatomical structure; dystrophin-associated glycoprotein complex. The record is from RefSeq and is a predicted model, not a curated record. NCBI's taxonomy places the organism in Eukaryota, Metazoa, Chordata, Actinopteri, Salmoniformes, Salmonidae. The coding region runs from base 95 to 1534 and encodes 479 amino acids.
UCUGGAAUUGCCCUGCUGUAUAACAAGGAGACCAGUAACACUUAUGAUGUCCGUCUAAAGCUGACAAAAGAGGUGUUAACCAUACAGAAGCUGGAUGUGGUUUGUACGAGAGGGGGUGACCCACAAUUCAAUAACUGUCGUACUCCGAAGACAGGCAGCUGGAGGUCUGGGUCUAAGCAUCAAAGGAGGCGCUGAGCAUAAAGUGCCUGUGGUCAUUUCAAAGAUGUUUAAAGAUCAAGUAGCAGACCAAACUGGGAAGCUAUUUGUUGGGGACGCUAUGUUACAGAUCAAUGGCAUUAAUGUCGAACAUUGUAGUCAUGAAGAAGUUGUUCAUCUCCUGCGGAAUGCCGGUGAGGAAGUCACCAUCACUGUUCGGUACCUCAGGGAAGUUCCAUCUUUUUUAAAGCUCCCAUUGGGCUCCCCUGUACCACCCGCUGAUCAAAGUAGCAGAGUCUCUUCACCUCUAUUUGACAGUGGUUUACAUUUAAAUGGGAAUUCUAGCAACACAGCUCCAUCCUCGCCCUCCUCACCCUCGGCUAAUGAACCAAAGUAUGAGAAGCGCUGGCUGGAUGCAGUGUCCCUACCCUUGUUGAUGGCCCGAGUCUCCAGAUACAAAGCCGGAACGGAUAAAUUAAGGUCGAACAGCUUUGAAGUCUGCGCCUUAGAUGGAGCGAGCAUCAAUAUUCUACAAUUUUGCACUGCAGCAGAAAGCACUGACUGGCUUCAAGCAAUAUCAACCAAUAUCAGUGAUUUGACACUGGAGAAUAUGAAAAUGAUUAACAGAUAUUGCUCUCCGGAUGAUCAGAUUGUCCACAUGGGUUGGGUGUGUGAAAACCCUCAAGCUAAUGAUGCUGGUCCAUCAAGUACCUUCAAGUUCCUGGCAUUGAGAGGCCCUUCGCUGUACGUCUUCAGGAGUCCUCCUGUUAGUGCAACUGACUGGGGACAAGCUGAAACCACGUAUAUCCUUUAUGAGGUUAUGUUCAAGGUUCACAAGCUAUGGAUGGCAGAGGACUGCUGGAUCCAGGCCAGGUUCUACCUUGGACUCCAGCAGGACGAGGACCUGCAGGACGGAGAGCCUUUCUGUUUCAGUAUCCUGGUCGGCCACGGCCAGAGCCACACCUUCAGUGUGGAGACGACCGCUGAGCUCGCUGUGUGGGAGAAGUCCUUCCAAACAGCCGUCUUCAUGGAGGUGCAGAGAGUCGGGUCCAAGACCUACAUGUGCAGCAGCCAGGGUAAAGUACUGUGUUUGACCAUAGACUUUGGAUCUGGCUUCACUUGUUCCGAGAGCUCCUCGAAGAAGAUAUUAUGGAGAUACAAAUUCUCUCAACUGAAAGGCUCCUCUGAUGAUGGGAAAACAAGGGUGAAGCUCCUCUUCAAGAAUUCUGAAAACAAACAGAUAGAGAGGAAGGAGCUGGAGUUUUCCAAUCUGACGGCAGUCCUACAUUGUAUUCAUUCUUUUAUCGCUUCCAAAGUGGCCUCUGUGGACCCUGUCUUUGUCAACAGUCAAAGCAUCUCUGGAAAGUACAUGGGUUAGACACUUGUUUGUGUUGUCAUGUACAGUUUAGUCACAUGAGCUAAUUGACUAUUUUAUGCACAUUCAAAUUCAAUUGAUAUGUAUAUCUUGUUCCUGUUAUUUUUGUAAGGCUCUUGUUAAAUAAUAAUAAGGAAAAUAUUUUAAAAAACAUAUUUGACUUUGGAAGUAGAGGAUAUUUAUACUUCCAUUAAUUGGUUGUUAUUGACAUUGGAGUAUGAAUAUGUUUAAAAAUCCAUGCAGAUUUUUUUCCAUGCAGAAAAACAUAUUUAUGGGUUGCAUGUUUCGUAACAAUAUUGUUUUGAGCGUUAGUUUUGAACUGAUCCCCGACUGAGCAUUCUACUCAAAGCAUCAUCAAUGAGAGCUGAUGAAGAUUUAAUCAAAAGUGCAUUACAGUAGCUUGGAAAUACAACGACGUUCAGAAGGAGGCAAUUAUUUAGUAGGAAAACCUUUUGUCAUCGUUUUGAUGUCACCAGAUUGACUUUAGAUGCAGUGUAGCGCUAGCAAAGAUUGAGGGGAGGCCACCAGAUUUUAUCUAGCUAACGUUACCAUUGCUAUUUUUCUUUUUACAAACUUUGAUAGCUAAAUGACAACAUUGCCAUCUGUCUAAAGUCAAUUUGACGACACGAUAAUGCUGGCAAAGUUGUUUCCUACUAAAUAGUUGACUACUUUAGCGAUGUCAUCAUAUUUCCAGGCACUAUAGUGUAAUUUAGACGAUACAAGUAGUUAGCCCAGAACGACUGGGCUUAUCACCACUUUAGGGCACCACUAUGGCCCAGCCGAUAGAGGGCUUGGAGAACGUUCAUAACAAUGGCGUGACGCGACCGAGUGACGGAGGUGCAACCUAUGAAUAGGCCUACAGUCACAAAGAUGUUGGUUCCACUUCAAAGUUUUUGAAUUCAUGUGUUGAUGCAAGGUAAACAUUUUUUCAUAGUUGCAAAGUAAAAGCAGAACAGAUUAAACUGUACGAAUCAAUACACAUGAAAACAUUUUUUGCAAUUAGUAUUCUACUGGGCUAUACCCUCUGGUUAAUUUAACUUAUUCCAUGACUUCUGCAUGACUACAGAUAGUGUGGCUGCAGCAUGAUUUGGGGAAAAGAGUGUCUGGAGAGUUUCUGUUGAGGCCCACAAAUGCAGGUCUUGGUGGAGGCGUUCAUGACACCAGAGGGUGUUUUAGUUUAUAUAGAUAGUCACUGCUAGUCACUGAUAUUCUCCCAUAACAGAGGGUUGUGUGGAAUGACAAACACUGGGAAAGAAGAUGCAGGUUUAUUGUAGCAAUGGUGUCUUACUGUAUCCGUCAGGUGACUACAAUGUUAGUUUGUGAAACUAAAUCAACAUGUAUGUUUUACGUUUUGUAAUCCUUUAUUUAGUGUGAAGCCAUGCAGUUUGACAGUCAUUACAAAGCUUACAGACAUACACAUCUAUAUGUAUAUUCACUCAGCCUCUUUUGUUUUCUUAUCCAUUACAAAAUAA